AUGGCUCGUUGGGCGGAACACUUUCAAGAUCAGUUCAGCUGGCCCCCUGCUCCCGGACCUCUUCCUACUCAGGUGAUGCAGAACGAGCCAUGGGCGGUUAGUUUAGAACCUCCGUCCGAGGCCGAGGUCCGAAACGCGAGUACAGCCCUCAAUCAUUUUCGUGCCUCUGGCCCGGAUUCCCUCUCACCUGCACUAUUUAAGGAUGGAGGUGAGGUCCUCUGCAAAGCACUGACCUCCUUAUUCGAAUGUGUCUGGAAAGAAGAUAGCAUCCCAGCUAAUUGGAGCGAAUCGAUUAUAGUGGCAAUAUACAAGAAGGGCAGUCGCACAGACUGUUCUAAUCACAGGGAUAUUAGCCUAACGCCAGUUGUGACAAAAUUAUUGGCCUCGAGUAUCGUUCGUCGCCUCACUGCGGAACGGGAAUCUUGGAAUAGGGAAGAGCAGGCUGGUUUCCGCCCAGGACGUGGCUGUAUAGACCAUAUAUUCACUUUGCGGCAGGUGCUAGAGCAGCGCCACGCAUACCGCAGACCGACAAUAGCUGUGUUCCUCGAUUUCAAGAGUGCGUUCAAUUCAGUCGAUCGAUCGAUUCCGUUCGAAAUACUUGCGCGGAAAGGUGUUUCCAUGAAAUAUGUGAACAUAAUACGUGCUCUAUACUCGAACACUACAGGCCGCGUCAGGGUCUACGGUGGCCUAUCGGAUAACUUUCCGACCACACGUGGAGUUUGUCAUGGCUGUCCGAUUUCCCUAUUUCUGCUCAAUUUCGUCGUGCAUUCUAUCAUGGAGUGUUCCCUUGCGGAAUCUCAUGAUGUAGACGUGGAAGUGCUUCCUGGUGAAAGGUUAGUUGAUCUAGAUUAUGCGGAUGAUAUCGUUUUGCUUUUCGACGAUGUUGUGACGGCACAAUCAACCCUGAAUAGCCUAUCUAAAGUGGUCCCAUUAUUUAGUAUGCACUUCGCCCCUUCAAAUUGCAUCAGCAAUGAUAGACGCAUAGAAACUGACGUCAGCUCACGCGUUGCAAAGGCCAAAGCUGCCUACUUGAACCUGCGGCAUCUUUGGCGACAGAAGGGAAUUUCCCUUCGUCUGAAAGACCGUGUAUACAAGGAGAGAGUGAGAGCUGUUCUGCUCUAUGGUAGUGAGACUUGGCCCCUUCGGUCUGAAGAUCUGAGGCGCCUUCAAGUCUUCCAUCAUCGUAGUCUGCGCAGCAUUGCUGGUGUCGGAUAG
Dicrocoelium dendriticum is the source of this 1215-nucleotide messenger RNA. The record is from the annotation of a GenBank genome assembly. Lineage: Eukaryota; Metazoa; Platyhelminthes; Trematoda; Plagiorchiida; Dicrocoeliidae.